Messenger RNA from Schizosaccharomyces octosporus yFS286, 749 nucleotides. RefSeq lists its product as uncharacterized. The record is from RefSeq and is a predicted model, not a curated record. Bases 161 to 364 code for a protein of 67 amino acids. NCBI's taxonomy places the organism in Eukaryota, Fungi, Ascomycota, Schizosaccharomycetes, Schizosaccharomycetales, Schizosaccharomycetaceae. The transcript is spliced from 3 exons.
AACUUUUGUCCUGGUAGAGAACGGUAGUUUUCGUUUAUACCCAAGAAGCCUACGAGCUAUAACCAACCGUAUACCAAUUUUCUAAUUAUAUAUUUCUGCAUUUUCAAAAGAUUACCGGGAGAAAAGAUUUUAAUAGCACUUUGAAUUCACAACCUUACAAAUGAAUCGUGGUAGUAUUUACAACUUGAUCCAGAGGGGAUCGGUUUCUAUCUUGCUUUUCGGUACUGUCGGCGGUACAGUCAUGCUUGGUCAAUCAUAUUUUGCUCAUAAGAGACGCCGUUUGGCUGCUUUAAAAGAACACGAAAAGAAUCUUCAAGAUGAAAGGUUUGCCGAAGACGAGUUUAAUCAAUUGGACCUAAAGUAAAGUAAAUAAAUCUUUUUAUAGAGUUUUUUUUAAAAAAAAAAAAGCUCUUAUCACCUUUCCAUACACAUUCCUCUCUCCUAUUUUACGCUUCAAUUCGAUUACACCCUCUUCUCUUCCUUUACAUGCCCGCCCAGGUUUCUUUUAUGGUUCUAGGAAAGCGAUGGACGCGGUCUGAGCAUGAUAUCUUUCUAGAUGUGCAACCAUGAGGGCUAUUCUCGUUGUCGAUAGGAAAACUUGCUUUUGAGGCUUUUUCCAGCUUUCAUAAUUGAUUAUAAUUAUCAUACAAAAGAACCGAAUCUUUAGAAAGCAAUGUCUGCAAGAAGCUGUAAAUGAAAUUGCAACUACAAUUAUAAUCUCAAUAAUUUAACAAAACAUAAUAAUAAAU